Messenger RNA from Gracilinanus agilis (Agile Gracile Mouse Opossum), 1432 nucleotides. It is a transcript of the gene ELOVL3, whose product is annotated as ELOVL fatty acid elongase 3. The record is from RefSeq and is a predicted model, not a curated record. Gene Ontology annotation, molecular function: fatty acid elongase activity. The transcript has 5 exons. Gene Ontology annotation, cellular component: endoplasmic reticulum membrane. Lineage: Eukaryota; Metazoa; Chordata; Mammalia; Didelphimorphia; Didelphidae. Bases 157 to 969 code for a protein of 270 amino acids. Gene Ontology annotation, biological process: fatty acid elongation, polyunsaturated fatty acid; very long-chain fatty acid biosynthetic process; fatty acid elongation, monounsaturated fatty acid.
UUCUGGUCCUCCAAGAUGAGGCUUCAGUCCUCCAGCUGCUGGAUAGUCCUCAGCCUUCAGCAAGGAACACAUUGUUGAGGAAAUCUCUCUCUGGGAGGAAGUCACUAUUUCUUAGGAACUCUAAAAUCUGGGAAUUCUCAAAUCCACAAGGCCUUGAUGCAAUUAGAAAUGAACGACUCCAUCGAACAGAUGCUUAUCCAGACCUAUGAAUUCGAGAAGCUGAGAGACUUUCGACCCAUACUGUCUGAGUAUUGGUCGGCUUCCUUAGUCUUGGCCCUCAUCUACCUAGGAGUCAUUUUCAUGGGGCAAAGAUUUAUGAAAAACCGAAAAGGCUUCAACCUACGAUUGCCCCUGACAAUUUGGUCUUUCACCCUUGCCAUUUUCAGCAUCCUGGGAGCUAUGAGGACGUGGAGAUAUCUAGGAGCUCUAGUGAUGUGGGGGGGGCUGAAGAAUUCCUUGUGUCACAUUGGCUUCAUCACCAACCCCACUGUGCGCUUCUGGUCCUUGCUUUUUGUACUCAGCAAGAUUGUGGAGCUUGGGGACACUGCAUUCAUUAUACUUCGGAAGCAGAAGCUCCUGUUUUUGCAUUGGUUCCACCACAGCACGGUGCUAGUGUACACAUGUUUUGCCUACAAGGAUGCUGUGGCAGGUGGUUACUGGUUCAUGACUAUGAAUUAUGGUGUACAUGCUUUCAUGUAUUCCUACUAUACAGUGAAGGCCCUGGGUCUAAAACCCCCUCGAAUUCUGCCCAUGAUCAUCACCACUCUGCAGAUCACCCAGAUGUUUGCAGGGGCUUUUGUCAGCAUCUUGAGUUUCCUCUGGGGAAAGGAUUGCGCCUGCUACACCUCUACACAAUACCUCUUCUGGACUUUUGCAAUGUACUUGGCGUACUUUGCUCUCUUUCUACACUUCUUUUACAAGGCCUACUUCAGAACUGCCCAGACCAAGGCUAAGGCCAAGAGCCAAUGAAGUUAGAGAUCUAAAGAAGUAAGGGAGCCAACUAAACCUUCUCCCUUGGGGGGGAAGCUUUCUGUGAGGAGAAAGCCCUGGGGAGAGGGAAUGAAGAAUAGGGCUAGGCUCUGGGGAUGAUUGUGUGUGAUCCCCCACUAUUCAAAUAUGCUUCUGGAGAGAUAAGGGAGAUUUGCCAAGAUGUGUUCCCUCCUUUUGAAUCAUGUUGGAACUUGAGAAAACUCCUCCCUGCCACAUAUACACACAUACAUACAUACAGAGAAAAAAAAAACAUAUUUUGAUAUCUCUUUUUUUUAAUGUGAAGGCCAAGGAGAAUAUCCCCUUUCCAGGCCCUUGGAUAAGAUGGAGGCUAGAGCUGGUCCUGUCAGAAAGGUAGCCCUGGCCUUCCCAGGUUAUUUAUAUUUCUAUCAAGAAAUCUUAAUUCUUCUUGCUAUAUUUUUAAAAAUUAAACAUUUAAAAGAAA